Molecule: messenger RNA, 351 nt
Organism: Nicotiana tabacum (common tobacco)
Lineage: Eukaryota; Viridiplantae; Streptophyta; Magnoliopsida; Solanales; Solanaceae
Source: RefSeq, a predicted model, not a curated record
AUGGAAAUAGAGAGCAAAAUAAGCAGAGAUCCAUUCUGGGUCUUAAGAGCAAUUGGUUACCCUCCUUCACCAUCGUCAGAUGGACAAGAAAACGCUAGGAGCACAAUUGUGGAGCUCACACUGAUUAUGAUUUUAUUCAAUGGGUUAUAUGAGUCCACACUCCAUAGAGUCAUCAACGACUCUGGCAAAUACCGUGUUUGUGUGGCUUAUUUUUAUGAGCCCAACUUUGACGCGGAAGUAGAACCCUUGGAUGUGUGUGUGCAGAACGUGGGUGGGAUCAAGAAAUUUGAAGGUGCGGUCUAUGGAAAACAUUUGGUCAAUAAAGUGACCAACAACUUUGUGAUGGAGUAG